Molecule: messenger RNA, 165 nt
Organism: Aspergillus vadensis CBS 113365
Lineage: Eukaryota; Fungi; Ascomycota; Eurotiomycetes; Eurotiales; Aspergillaceae
Exons: 1
Biological process (GO): TOR signaling; regulation of actin cytoskeleton organization
Cellular component (GO): TORC1 complex; TORC2 complex
Molecular function (GO): protein binding
Source: RefSeq, a predicted model, not a curated record
GUUAAUUAUCUAUAUAUUACUUCUGAUAAACAGUACUUGGCAGCUGCUGGCUAUAAUAAUAUUAAAUUAUAUAAUAUUAAAUUUAUUAAUUCUAAUCCGGUUAUGAUCUUUGAUGGCUAUAUAAAUAAUAUCACUAGUGUUGUGUUUCAGUAUAAGGAAAAGUAG